This is a messenger RNA of Schistocerca nitens (vagrant locust), 4658 nucleotides long. RefSeq names its product armadillo repeat-containing protein 2. Gene Ontology annotation, molecular function: protein binding. The coding region runs from base 192 to 3356 and encodes 1054 amino acids. The transcript is spliced from 18 exons. NCBI's taxonomy places the organism in Eukaryota, Metazoa, Arthropoda, Insecta, Orthoptera, Acrididae. The record is from RefSeq and is a predicted model, not a curated record. Gene Ontology annotation, biological process: cilium organization.
GCAGCGAAAUGCAAUGUGUUCAUGGAAUAGCUCUAGCAGCGACCACAGCCCUGAGCUGGGCGCUAUGUUAUUCAGUCCUGUGUCUGAGGAAGCAAGUUUUCUGGUGUAGAAGUCAUGUGAACUUAAUUGUGUAAGACCCAGCCUCAUAAAGCAACGGAUAUCUUCCAUUUGUUGAGACUGCCACAGCAACAAUGGAGCUGAGCACCCAGUCACCACACCGCAUUGUACACGGAAUGAAUGGUUCACCUAAAAUGACUGUCCCUUUUUAUGCACCACCACUGCAUUGCAAGAAGACAAGUGCAGAAAUUAUUAAUGAAGCACGUGCAGCUGUACUGAAGAAUACUGGAGAUGUUCUGAACAGUGUUGGUGGCUCAGGAGUGAGUUCUGUGAGACCAAUUGACACCAAAAGGCCAUUUACACCACGGGAGAGGCAACGAACUCUGUAUGGUUCCUCUCCAUUGAACAGUGCUCAGAGACCACCCAGUUCAUUCAGUUUAGGUUAUCUACAAUUCCAAGAAUUGGAACCUGGAAGUAAGAUCCCACCAAAUGCUCGACGUCUGAAUCCCAUAUCACUCAGUGCAGUAGCAACACCUGCAAAUGAGAUAGAAGAUGCAGUACAGCCUCAUAAAGUACCUUCUGGGGAAGGACUGAAGCGCAUCAAAUUACCUUCAAUUAACAUCAGCCGAAGGAAGCAGUUUAGGAAUACUAUAUCACUUGACAAUUUACCUGAGGAGUUAGAAGUAGAAGAUUCCUCUGAAGCAGAGUCAAUCCCUGAGCGGAAAGUACGUAGCAGCCCUGUACAACGUGUAAGACCACCACAGGACCAACAGUCAUCUGACUCCCCCGCUGUUGCAUCACCAUUGCCAAGUAAACGAACUCUGCCAGAUGACACUGUGAAAGUUCAAGCUACUGUGGAUACUUGGCAUGAUGUUGGUAGCAAGAAACCAAAACGUUCUGAUGACGAGAUUACUGACAAGGAACUCCAGACACCUGUCACUCAACAUCUUAGGGGGAAGGAAGAGUUGGAAGAAACAGAAUUUGGAGAUUCAAAAAAAGAAACAGCUGUGUCUGAUGUGAAUAAAAAUAAAACAGUAAAUACCAUUAGUGGCAGUGAUACAAAUAACAGUAGUGGUAUUCCUGUUCCUACAUCUCCUAUCAAAACAGACUCAAUUAGUGUUGCGAAAUGUGAAGUGGAAGAAAAAGUUGUGACUUCAGGAAUCCCUGUUACAAAGCCAGCAACCUGGAAACCACCCAACUACAAAUCUGCUAGACCAUUCAGUGUACAUUCAGGCAAAAAGUCUAAGGCAAUUGAAGAUCCUAUCCUUGAUCCAAUCUACAAGGCCCUUAAGGAGAAUCUGCCUCCUGAACGUAAUGCUGUCAGUGCUGCAGUGGAAACGCUCAUCCUUCUUGCCAAGCAAGAUGACAAUGAUGCUGAAGUAAUAAGUGUUAUGUCAAAGUUGUACAAUACUUUGGAAAAAGGAAAGAACACAGGAUCCAGUGGUCUUAGUGGAAAACUGAAGUCUCAGAUUUUGAAAGCCUUGUACAGGUAUAUUGAAAGGCCCAAUGAGAUGCUGCUACUGCAGAUUGCGAGAGUUAUACUUGCUUUGCGAGUAACAGGUGCCAACUUAUCAGGAGUAUGUAAACUAAUAUUUAAAGUUUCACGCAGUGACAAGAAUGACAAGCUUUUCUUGGAAGACAAUAUCCUUGAGUUAUUUGUCAAUGCACUGGGUUCAGCCAGUCCACUUGAGGAUGCUGAAGCCUGUAUUUAUGGAUAUGGUGCCUUAAAGUUUUUAACAAUGAAUCCAGCACUUCUGUCAAGAGUUCUGAACCUUGGUGCAUUGGAGCUAAUGGUGCUGCAUAUAAAGAUGAUUAAUUCUGCAAAAUCUGAUAGCUCUCGACUACCAGAACAGACAAGCCAUGCCCUGUUCCAGCUAACAGGUGCUCUUCGCAAUGUAGCUGGAGAAGAAACGAUGUUUCCCCAGUUUGUUUCAACAGGUGCCAUUAAUGCUUUGUGCAAGGUCAUGGACCUGUUCUCUUCAGAUUUAGAUGUUAUUAGCAAUGCUUCUCGUACUCUCAGCAUAAUAUCAACACAUGAUGAGUGCUGUGAUGCAGUUAUUGCUUAUGAUGGUUGCUUUGGAUUAUUUGUAAAACUAAUGAAAAAAUACCCUGGUAGACAAGACAUAGUGGUUCGCUUGGGAUAUGCUCUGGGAAACCUGAUGGCUCGAAGUGAUACUGCAAGGACAAAGCUAUAUGUGGAGGAAGGAGCAAUAAGUGCCUUACUGGAGCUGUUGUCACUCUAUCUUGAAAAAGAUCUUUAUAUGGAUAACAGCACAGCCACUGGAACUGUCUCAAGUUCAGAUAUAAGAGGUUCCACAGGUUCUGUACAGGAUGUUAUUGUCAAGGUCAUCAGAAUAUUAGCCAACAUGAGUAUUAAUCCCACUGUCGGCAGUAAAUUUGCAUGUGUUGAUGGAAGCAGUAAUGAAGAUGACACCUACAAGGAUGGUGCCAGAUUCUUGGACAUGUUAUUAUCAGUAUUGGAGCGUAAAUCUGCAGCUUGUGGUGAGGACAGUGAGCUAUUGCACAGUGUUCUAAGCACACUUAAUAACAUUUCUUACUAUCAGACUGCUUCUUUUGGUGCUAAGGAAAGACAUGUUGCUUGUGCUCUUCUGGAAGUUUUGUCUUCUAACAACAGGGAAUGCCUUAUUGAAGCAAUGAGGGUGUAUGGAAACCUGACACGUUCUGAAACAUCCAGAAAUAUUCUCCUGGAAAAUACAGGACUGUUGUGCUUCCUGCAUAACCUGGAUUCAGAUGACCGGGAGCUUCUUUGUGCAACUGUUGGUGUUCUAAUCAACAUGAUGUCAGAUUGGGACAAACGCCUCGCUCUGAGGCAACUUGGUGGUAUUCGCAGAUUGAUAACUAUACUUUCAAAGUAUGGUGAAAGUGACUGGCAGCUGGCAACAUUUGUGUGCCAGGCAUUAUGGAACUUCUGUACAGAAUCAAGUGAUGUGCAUGCUGCACUUGGCCAUGAGGAAACAUCUGACCUGCUUAAAAUCCUUGCUGACUUUCUAGAUGAAGAGCGUCUCUUUGGUGUUGUUGAAGGAACAGAGACUGCAGAAGCAGUGGCUGAAUCACUGAGCUACCAGCAGUGGGAAGAAUUUGCUGGAGUUGCCACAAAUUUGUUGGAAAAAAUAGAGACUUAUCUAGAUUCCUUAGAAAAUUCACUUACCGAUGACAGCAACAGUAGCUCUGAGAGCAUGGCUAUGAAACAGAUGAGUGGCAAAAUGUGGACUGUAUCGAGACUAAAAUCAUUUCAUUUUCGAAAUAUUUGGAAGUUUCAUCCCAUAUAUGUUGUCUGAAAUUAUAUCUGGAUUAUUGAUUUCUUAUAAAACUUCUGUUGACAGAGUGCCAUGGCUUGGUGUUUCCAAAUGAGAUUACACAUAAUCAAAAUCUUAUGUGGUUUAAACAAUGUAUAUUUUUGAGAUGGAAAGUGUAGCAAAUCGUGGCAAAAUGAGUAGAAAAAUGUAAAGCAGCUUUUAUGGUAUCAGGUGUUCGUGAACCUCCGAUCUUGUUUGAAUCUUGAAUUGUUGGUUUAAAAUAAUGAAUGCACAAGUCUUUUGUCAGAAACCAAAUUGUUUAUUCCAUAGCUCAGAAUAUAAUAAUCAAGCAAUUGGUCUGUUCAAUGGUUUCAUUUACAUUAAAAUUGUAACCUACAUAAAGAAAAAACUUGAUUUGCCCAAUUUUUAUACAAUCCAACUGGAAUGAAUUCAUGUCUUUUCUCUGAAUUAAAAUAAUUUUAAAGUUACUUGCGAAUGCACAAUAUUAUUUAAUGAGAUUAGUUGUUUCCAUGUAUUUUCUUGUAGCAAAAAGCAUAUUUUGUUAUUUUUCUUAAGAAAUGUGAAGCAGAGGCACUUACAGAUAAUUUCCAUAAAUCAUAAUUAUCUGUAAGUGACUACUGAUUAAAAAAUUUUGUGCCAUAUUUAUCAAACUGCAUAGAUAAUUUUAUGGAAUCGUUGAAAAUCUUGAAAUAAUUGUGACCACAGUGUUUAUGUAACAAAAUGAGAUGUAAUUUUAGAUGUCAUCUGGGAUUGUUCUAAAUACACAAAUAGAAAAAAGGUUCUUAAAAUUAUGCAAAACUAUAAUUUCAGACCUACAGAAAUAAUACUUUCAAAGAUACUUUUGAGAAAGAGUGGCUUGUAUUUGUAGAACUGCAUAUUGUUGUAAAGUGUUACUGAUUAGUUUUUGCUGUUGACACUUUUACUGAGUGGUGUUGUAGAUAAUGAGACUGAUUGAAAAAUUCACAUCAUAACUUCAAAAAAAUGAUUAGCUCAUGUUAAAGCCCUUAUGACAGUUACAGAAGUUCCGUCCAUGGAGAAUGUAUGUUCUUUGGUAACUGAUGUUAUGAUGGGAAAUUAUUAGGCUCAAUUUGGGACCACAAUCUACAAAAUCUGACAUUUCAACAGCAGUAUUUGCUCAUGGUAUGUGUUGUAUAUUUUGCAUUUUUUAAUUUUUUAAAAGGUGUUCUGUAGGUCUAUAGGCAUUCUGUAUUUACAUCUUCUACAGAAGUUUGAGGUUUUAUUUCCAUUGUACUAUAAAUGCUGUUAUAUUAAGUAAUUAUGCAUCUUUAAAAUGCAAGAAAAUUCAGUGUUGUAUUUACAAUA